AUAGAAAUUUUUAUUAAAUUUAGUUUUUAUUAAAAAAUAAACUUCUAAAAUGGACAAUUGCGUAAUUUGUUUGGAAUCUGAUGACGACAUCUAUUCCCGUAUAACCACACAAUCCAGUGAAUGGAUUGAAGGAAAAAUACAACGAAUAAUUGAAAAACAUUUAUGGUGGUGGUAUAUAAAGCCAGAAUCUCCGAGUAAUGGUUUAGUUCGAUGGAUCUGUCGUCAGUGUUGGCAAGAAAUAUCAACAUUUCAUAGCUUUUACUGUAAAGUAGAAAUGGUGCACAGACAAUAUCAACCUAUUCUGGCCACCUUGGAGCAAUCAAAUUUUGCAGAGGAACUAGGGGCUACUAUUAUUAAGAACGAGAUUGAAAAUACAGAUGAAUUGGAGCUGCUGAAAGAGUCACGUAAGGUUACGUCUCGGAAACAACAGAAAACUAUAGAAAAUAUUGAACAGAAAGAUAUUUGCUUGAUGGAGAUGAAAAGUGAAUUUUGUUUUGAUAUAAAUGAAGGUGACGACAAGCAGAAUGAUGACGAAGCCUAUGAUGUUAAUGAACUAGUUGAUGCAUUAGAUUUACAAGACUUUGAAGGUGAUAAAGAUGACUGGUUGGAAUUAGAGAGUGAUGAAGACAAGCCACUUAUAAACAAAGCUAGAAAAACAAAAUGCCAGAAGACAAAACGAAAAAUAAAAACUGAAUGUUUAGAGAAAAAAUCAAGAGCAAAUAAACCUGCGAAGAGAAAAGAUACCACUAUUUGUAAAGUAGAUCAGAUUGAUACAUUUUUUAAAGACAGUGAACAUAAACUAGAAUGUUGUAUUUGUGACGUAGCACUGGCAGAUUUCCGUUCGCUUAAAAUGCACUAUCGUAAUGAACACAAUACCCAGGGUUAUGCCAUGUGUUGUGAUAAAAAGUAUUUUAAACGUUGUUUGCUUGUCGAUCAUCUAAGAGUACAUACAGAUCCGAAUUUCUUUAAAUGUCAAUCGUGUGAGAAAAAAUUUGCCACACGACGUGGCCUGGAAUUGCAUUUGGAGUCACAUAAAUCACGUGACAGAAAAUAUAACUGUGAUGAAUGUGGUAAAUCAUAUUUCAAACUACACAUAUUCGAACGCCACAAAUUAACGCAUGUACCGGAGAGCGAAAGAAAUUUCAAUUGUACACAAUGCGACAAAAAAUUUGCUUCCGAUUACAUACGGCGACAGCAUGAAGACUCAACGCACGCCAAGAAAUAUGCCAAAAUUUGCGAUAUAUGUGGAAAAUCCUUUUGCCAUAGUUAUUCAUUUUUACGUCAUAUGGAAGAGCAUGCUGGAGCACCGCCUUCUUUAGAGACCUGUGAAAUAUGCGGCGUUAAAUUAACCAACAAAUAUGGCCUGAGGCAACACAUGAAAAUGCGCCAUCUGGAAGAAAAUCUUCAGGAGCAGAUAUGUCCCUAUUGUUCAAGAGUUUCGCCAAACCUCAAUGCUCAUCGUAUGCACAUAAAGUACACGCACACUAUGCAGCGCAAACAUGCCUGUCAUUUGUGCGACAAGGCCUUCCGGCGUCCUCUAGAAUUAAAGGAACACUUGAGUACUCAUACCGGUGAGGCGUUAUACACAUGUCCUCAUUGUCCCCGUACAUUUAUAUCAAAUGCCAAUAUGCAUAAACAUAGAAAAAUUGCCCAUCGUCAAGAAUGGGAAGAUACCCGUUUGAAGAAGUUGAAUGAAAGGGGAAGAAAAACGGUGACAAUUUCAGCGGCCAUUGGUAACAAUAUAUUAGAUAUACAGAAUAGUCCGGAAAAUUUAAUGGUUAUGGCAGCAGAGCCUGUUAUGGAAGCAAAUGUGUUAAAUUUUUAAAAUAAAA
This is a messenger RNA of Calliphora vicina (urban bluebottle blowfly), 1832 nucleotides long. RefSeq names its product transcription factor grauzone-like. Gene Ontology annotation, cellular component: nucleus. The coding region runs from base 50 to 1825 and encodes 591 amino acids. Lineage: Eukaryota; Metazoa; Arthropoda; Insecta; Diptera; Calliphoridae. Gene Ontology annotation, molecular function: zinc ion binding; DNA-binding transcription factor activity, RNA polymerase II-specific. The transcript has a single exon. The record is from RefSeq and is a predicted model, not a curated record. Gene Ontology annotation, biological process: regulation of transcription by RNA polymerase II.